AGAUUGAUAAAUAUAAAGUUCUCAGUUUGCCUCCUGUAAAACUCGAAUUCCGGUAAACAUUGGGUCAGCCGAGGAGCCAAACAAUCUGCUGGACUUUGAUCAUGAUUAAAACAAGAUGAUAUCAUAUAAGUUGUUGAAUUAAAUUUUGUGGAAAUACGUACAAAAUAAAUACACAAGUCGCUUGCCCCAUACGAUGACAAAUAUUCAUCGAUCCGAGGUUAUCAGAUUGUAUAAAACGCUGCUCUACAUGGGUCGGGACUACCCACUGGGCUACCCCUACUUCCGGGAUCGAUGUCAUCGCGCAUUUGCAAAAAAUCGGGAGGAACGCGACGCCACAAAAGUCGCUACACUUUUACGCCAUGGCCACUUUGUCGUCGCUGAGAUGGAGGCUCUCUACUUUUUGAAAAAAUACCGAACCAUGAAGCGUCGCUACUACCCAGAGGAACAAGUUGACGCCCAAAUUGACGCAAAGCUAAAAAAUAUCCGAGAUUUGGAGCCCGACGACGGAAAGAAAAAUAAAAAUUUGUGAAGAUAUACAUAUUUCUGUCA
Molecule: messenger RNA, 549 nt
Organism: Folsomia candida
Lineage: Eukaryota; Metazoa; Arthropoda; Collembola; Entomobryomorpha; Isotomidae
Gene: osi
Product: electron transfer flavoprotein regulatory factor 1
Exons: 3
Coding region: 194-529 (111 amino acids)
Biological process (GO): respiratory electron transport chain
Cellular component (GO): mitochondrion
Source: RefSeq, a predicted model, not a curated record